GGAGCAUCUGACUCACUGGCCGAUUUCUGCCACUCAGUUCAGUCCUGACCCAAACUUAAAAAGACACACGCAAAAGCUACUUUCCAGCAUCUAUACCUUAUAUAAGAUCUCACACAUCCUCUUAUUUUCACAUUCUUUUCUUCUUCUCCAACAGGCUUCCGCUUGUCAUAAUACAUCACCAUGGCGUCUUCAUCGGAAUCAGACCUGCCUUGGUUUCUCAAGUCAUCCUACCCCGUUCUCUUCCCCUUCGACGAUGCCGUGAGAUUGCCACAGGUUGAGUUUGAGGAAUGUAUUCGUCAGAUGAUCGGCGAUCGACACAAGAGAUCUCUCUUACUCGAUAAGCGUGAGGCUCAUUUUGCUACCAUGGCUGACGCUGAUGAGUCCGAGACCUUCACUCUCGUCUCCAACUCGACCUCUGCCGAAAUCCGUCAGGCCAUGGAGGCCACCAACUUUUUGAGCCAUGCUUCCCAAGACUCUGAAACUAUCCGAGAAUCUCCUGCUGCCCAGGAGCCGGAGGCGGAAGAAGCCAAGCCUGCCCAGUCCAACCCUUUCAUGGAGGGCCUCAUCAGCUACGGGAACCAGGAGCCAUCUCGGAACCUCGAAAACAUGAUGUUCACGGAAAACGGCGAUCUCGCUUAUCGUUCUAGCCAAGACGCCCUUGUUGACCUCUUCCAAGAACUCGAGGAAGUCGUCUCUGGUCCUCACCUGAAGGAUCUCCUCACUAGAGCCUGGCAGGAGAACCCCCUUGCUACUCUCAGAAUUAUCUUCAACGCUCGCUCUAUCCAUCUAGGCAAGAGUUCACGAACAGUCUUCUACCGCUGUGCUGGCUGGCUGGCACAGAACCAUCCCUUGACCCUCGUCGCCAACCUCUGCUGGCUCAGCCGCCCAGUUAUCAACAAGAAGGCCGAGAAGAAGGAAGACGAUGACCUUGUCCUCGUUGAAGAAGAGAACGACGACGACUCGACCAAGUUCGACGUGAAAAAUGGAGUCGCCCAUGGCUACUGGAAGGAUCUCCUCAACAUCCUGGCCAUUGCGGCCAACGAUAAGCUUACUGUUGUUGAUGACCCUAAGGAGGUCCUCAACAUCGAGAACCCCGGCAUCAUCCGCGGCAAGAGUAUCAACAAGCCUCGUCAUCGUGACGGCCGCAGACUCCGGGGACUUCAUCGUGGAGACCGAGGACGUGGAAGAGGUCGCGGUCGUGGCCGAGGCCGAGGAUCUCACUCAUCUGGACAGGAGAUGAGAGAGCAGAAUCGCAAGGUCGAUCCCAAGGAACUCAGGCGAGAGACUAGAGAGAACCGCCAUGAGACCGCACAGGUCCUCUUCAAGACUGAUCCAGUGUACCGCGCCCUGCACCUGACCAUCGCUCGACUGUUCGCGGAGCAGUUAAAGAAGGAUAUCCAAGCCCUUCGAGGAGACGACAAGGCCAAGCGCUCUAUCUCGCUGUGCGGCAAGUGGGCUCCUUCACCCGAUCACUUCCACGACAGACACACCUUCAUCGUCAGCACCAUCGCCGAGAUCAUGUACCCGCGGGCGUCUAUCUACCACCCGAUUCUUAGCCCAAGAGACGACCAUGAGAAGUAUCUACGAUUCGCCCGUGAGCAAUACCGCAAAGAUACGUCUGCCCUCCGAAAGCAGCUAGAGAUCGUUGAGCGAGAUAUCAGCGUCAAGAAGUACGAAAACAUCAAGUACGACCGAGUUCCCUCCCUCGCCAUGAACCAGUACUCCAAGCUGUUCAUCGAGAACGAUGCCGAGCGCUUCGGCAAGUACCUUGACAAGGUUGCUGAAGGAAAGGCCAACAUCUCUGGAGCUACUCUUCUCCCCUCUACAUUGAUCCAGAAGGUUCGAAUGGGCGGUUCUUCUGAUCGAUCAGGAGCCAACAAGCUUCUUGACCAGAAGGUCGCGGAGAUCGAGGCCAAGGUCCUCGACGGGCAAUGGAAUACCCUCGUCAAGAGAAUCAAGGACUCGGGCACAAUGGACUCCUGCAUCGCGGUAUGUGAUGUAUCUGGCAGCAUGAACAGCCCUGUUUUCAAGGAUAAAACCACACCCAUCGAUUCCGCCAUUGGUCUGUCUCUCCUCCUCGCAGAGGUCGCCAAGCCCCCUUUCGCCGGCACAUUCAUCACCUUCAGCGAGAACCCCCGGGUCGAGGAAGUUGACCUGAGCAAGACUCUGAGGGAGAAGUACUGGGCCAUGCACAGAUCGGAGUGGGGUAUGAGCACCAACUUCGUGUCCGUCUUCGAAGACCUGAUCCUUCCCAUGGCUCUCCAGAACAAGCUCAAGCAGGAGGAUAUGAUCAAGCGUGUCUUUGUAUUCAGUGAUAUGCAAUUCAAUGACGCAAGCUCCUCAGACUCUCGCUACUACCAAGGCUGGGCUUCUGAAAGACCAUCAAGCUGGUCUACUUCCUUCGAACGUAUCAAGGCCAAGUUCGAAAAGGCGGGUUACGAACUCCCCGAGCUUGUCUUCUGGAACCUCGCAGGCGGACGAGCAGGAUACACCGGAAGCGGUGGAGAUCCAACGGCGCCCAAGCCUGUCAAGGCUGAUGAGGAUGGAACAUGCCUCGUCAGCGGAUACUCACAGGGACUGCUGAAGGUGUUUUUGGAGGGAGGUGGUUUUGAGGAAGAGGAUGAAGAGGUUGUUGUCGAGAAGGAUGAGAAGGGUAAUGUUACCCAGAAGACGAAGAAGGUGAAGAUGACGCCUCUCAAAAUUGUACAGAAGGCCAUCAGCCACAAGGCGUACGAGAUGUUGAAGGUGGUCGACUAAGGGGAAGAUCGACUAAAAGGGAGUAAUGAGUUAUGAGAAACGAUACCCAAAUUGAAACGCAUAGUUAUUGUAUGAUAGAAUUCAAGAGUCGAAACCGCGACUGUAGCUAUAGUAGAAAAGUUAUAUUGUAUUUCAAUCCCUCACUUCGCGUGGGUGAUAAGUG
Molecule: messenger RNA, 2920 nt
Organism: Fusarium odoratissimum NRRL 54006
Lineage: Eukaryota; Fungi; Ascomycota; Sordariomycetes; Hypocreales; Nectriaceae
Exons: 1
Coding region: 181-2757 (858 amino acids)
Source: RefSeq, a predicted model, not a curated record